AUGAUAAGAUUGAUAAGCACUCACAAGACUGGAGAAAACCACGGGGCUUCUGGACAACAUGCAGUAAGUUUUACAGCUGAUACAAGUUACUUGGAUUGGAAUACAAAAUUUCCAGCAAUAACCGUUUGCGAGGAUGCCAAUGGAGAAAAUCAAUGGGAUUUGAUCGACAGGGCUUUUGGAAGCGAAAGAGACACAACUUUUGAUAAUUAUUUGGCCUAUAUAGCAUAUUUUACUGGAAACUGCAUCGCAUGUUUGAGAACUUGUGAUACAUACAAUUGUUCGCAAGAUUUUAGAGGAAUAACAAAGAAGGUGCUCAAUCUGAUUCGUGCAAAUUGCGCAAUGAUGUUCGAGUAUUGUUCUUGGAAUGGAGUAGAGUUUUCAUGUUGCGAUAAAUUUUUGCCUUUGGAAACCGAAUUUGGGAUAUGUUACGCCAUUAAUUCGGUUCAUACCAGAAACAAUGACAAUCUACUAAUGUCCAAUCGUUCAAGUGGUCCAGGAAGAUUAGUUUUUCGCACAAAAGAUGAUAUUAAAGUAUUUUUCCAUGCUCCCGAAGACGUUCCAUUUUAUAACAUUGACAGUGAUUUUAAGGAAUUAGUAUUCUGGGGUUCAAAAGUUACCAAAAUUUUCACGGUGAUCGAAAUCGACAACGACCCAGCUCUUCUGGGUCUACCAGUUGACCGCCGGGGUUGCAGAUUUCCUGAUGAAGACACAAAUUCCUUGAAGGCUUAUCAAUAUUACAGUCACAGUGUCUGCAUGGUCCAAUGUAGAUUGGAGGAACAACUUCAAUUGUGCAACUGUACACAUCAUUUGAUGCCAGAAGUCUAUGCGGAAUUCUACUGUGAUCUCAAGGGUUUGACAUGUUUAACAGAAAAUGAAGAUAAAUUGCUUGGAGUAAAAUGUGAUUGUGAACCGUCGUGCACUGAAUCUGAUUAUAACAUUAUACAUAGCUACCAUGAAUCUUCUGAGGAAAUUGAAGGAAUAGAAGUUGAAAUAAAAUUACAAGCCUUACCUACAUUACGUUAUGCAAGAAAAAUUGUCAGAACAACUUUGGAUCUUGUUGGUAAAAAAAUAUACUAUAUACUAUAUUAUAAAAAAUAUACUAUAUUAUCUAUUGGAGGAAUAAUUAGCUUGUUUUUCGGAGCAUCAGUUUUGAGCCUGUUGGAGUGUUGCUACUUUUUAUUCUUCAGAAAAUGGUGA
Molecule: messenger RNA, 1197 nt
Organism: Ctenocephalides felis (cat flea)
Lineage: Eukaryota; Metazoa; Arthropoda; Insecta; Siphonaptera; Pulicidae
Product: sodium channel protein Nach-like
Exons: 11
Coding region: 1-1197 (398 amino acids)
Biological process (GO): sodium ion transmembrane transport
Cellular component (GO): membrane
Molecular function (GO): ligand-gated sodium channel activity
Source: RefSeq, a predicted model, not a curated record